GCAAAUAUCAAAAAGGUGAACCAAAAGUGGGAGUUAAUUUGAGAUUUAUUUCAAUUUAUUAAUUUAAAAAGUACAAUCCUAUCUAUAUUAUACAAUGCUUGUGUUAGUACUUGGUGAUUUGCACAUUCCUCAUCGCUGUAGCAGCCUUCCUCCAAAGUUCAAGAAACUGCUACUGCCUGGCCGCAUACAACACAUACUAUGUACUGGAAACCUGUGUACUAAAGAGUCCUAUGACUAUCUCAAAACACUGGCCAGUGACGUACAUGUUGUAAGAGGAGAUUUCGAUGAGAACUCAACAUAUCCAGAACAGAAGGUGAUUACAGUUGGUCAGUUCCGUAUAGGAUUGAUACAUGGUCACCAAGUAGUGCCAUGGGGUGACGAGGAAUCUCUAGCACUGGUACAGAGGCAGCUCGAUGUGGAUAUCCUGAUAUCUGGUCACACACACCGAUUUGAAGCCUAUGAGCAUGAGAAUAAGUUUUAUAUAAAUCCUGGCUCAGCAACAGGAGCAUACAGCCCACUAUUCAGGAAUCCCACCCCAUCGUUUGUGCUUAUGGACAUACAGAGUUCGACAGUAGUGACAUAUGUGUACAAGCUACUAGGAGAUGAAGUCAAAGUAGAAAGGAUUGAGUAUAAGAAAGCAUAGUGUAAAGUAUCUCAAUAGUAUUAUAAAUUAUUUAUGAUAUAUUGAACAUUCGUUUUAAGCAUUUAUGUACCUAAAGAAUUUUUUAUAAAUAUAUUACCUAUUAUAAACACUA
Molecule: messenger RNA, 755 nt
Organism: Aricia agestis (brown argus)
Lineage: Eukaryota; Metazoa; Arthropoda; Insecta; Lepidoptera; Lycaenidae
Gene: Vps29
Product: vacuolar protein sorting-associated protein 29
Exons: 4
Coding region: 95-643 (182 amino acids)
Biological process (GO): intracellular protein transport; retrograde transport, endosome to Golgi
Cellular component (GO): endosome; retromer complex
Source: RefSeq, a predicted model, not a curated record